CUGAAAAUACUCAAAUUAGCAAUGUUGUAACUAAUAAUAAGAUGGAAAAAUCAGAAAGCAAAAAUACUAUUACCAAGAUGUCCCUUCCAGACGAGUUGACGAAAUUUAGACAACUUUGGUGGGACCAGGGUAAUAUGCACCCAAAGGCUAAUUGGGAAAAUACCCCUUUACCUUAUGAGCUCAAGUCUAACGUUAGUUGGGACCAAUAUGCCGAACGAACUGACAAGCAUAAUGUACACGGCAUGUGGGAAUGGAAAAAUGGAAAAGUUUUCGUAUAUGAACUUCCUGCCGCACCUCACGAAUCUGCGUGUGCUGAAUUAAUGCGUUCAUUGAAUUUUGCAUUAGCUGGCGUAUAUCUUACUGAUUAUGAUUUCGUUUCAUUAGGAUCGAUGAGU
Messenger RNA from Racocetra fulgida, 395 nucleotides. Lineage: Eukaryota; Fungi; Glomeromycota; Glomeromycetes; Diversisporales; Gigasporaceae. The record is from the annotation of a GenBank genome assembly.